GGGGCGGGGCGCGGCGCGGCGGCAGGAAGCGGGGCGGGGACUCGCGGAGGCGUUGGGGAGCGAGGGAGGGCGCGGCCAACUCCCGGAGGGACGGCAGGCCGAGAGAGCGGCGCCCGGGUCUGGCGCCGAGCCUGAGCCCGCCGGACGGGAGGCGGCCCAGCCGCGGGCUCGGCCUCGGCCCCAGCCCCGCCAGCAUGGCCGGCCGGACCGUGCGGGCCGAGACCCGGAGCCGGGCCAAGGAUGACAUCAAGAAGGUGAUGGCGACCAUCGAGAAGGUCCGGAGAUGGGAGAAGCGCUGGGUGACUGUGGGCGACACUUCCCUUCGUAUCUUCAAGUGGGUGCCAGUGGUGGACCCCCAGGAGGAGGAGCGGCGGAGGGCAGGUGGUGGGGCAGAGAGAUCUCGAGGCCGGGAGCGACGGGGCAGGGGCGCCAGUCCCCGAGGGGGUGGCCCUCUCAUCCUGCUGGAUCUCAAUGAUGAGAACAGUAACCAGAGUUUCCAUUCGGAAGGCUCCCUGCAAAAGGGCACUGAGCCCAGCCCUGGGGGCACCCCUCAGCCCAGCCGCCCUGUGUCACCUGCUGGACCACCAGAAGGGGUCCCAGAGGAUGCUCAGCCCCCACGUCUGGGCCAAGAAAGAGAUGGGAAACUGAGGCCCAGAGGAAUUAAGUCACUUGCCCAAGAUCCUGGGGGCAUAACUGCAGGCAGCACGGAUGAACCCCCAAUGCUGACCAAGGAGGAACCUGUUCCAGAAUUGCUGGAGGCUGAGGCCCCCGAAGCUUACCCCGUCUUUGAGCCAGUGCCACCUGUCCCCGAGGCAGCCCAGGGUGACACAGAGGACUCGGAGGGCGCCCCCCCACUCAAGCGCAUCUGCCCAAAUGCCCCUGACCCCUGAGAAGCCGGCCUGCCUGUCCUGUCGCCCCAGGGGCCCCUUUGGCUUUUUACAAAUAAAGACCCUUUUGUAAUUUUGUGUCAUGUCAUUUCCCCG
This is a messenger RNA of Panthera uncia (snow leopard), 983 nucleotides long. RefSeq names its product BAF chromatin remodeling complex subunit BCL7C (gene BCL7C). The record is from RefSeq and is a predicted model, not a curated record. The transcript has 7 exons. Bases 195 to 890 code for a protein of 231 amino acids. NCBI's taxonomy places the organism in Eukaryota, Metazoa, Chordata, Mammalia, Carnivora, Felidae.